Messenger RNA from Rotaria sp. Silwood1, 1218 nucleotides. NCBI's taxonomy places the organism in Eukaryota, Metazoa, Rotifera, Eurotatoria, Philodinida, Philodinidae. The record is from the annotation of a GenBank genome assembly.
AUGUCAGCGUCGAGUGGGACGAAAAUUAUCGCAAUUAUCGGCGGUACUGGAGCCAUGGGUCGUCCAAUUAUCGCUACAUUGAGUCAAACAAAUCAUUAUAAAUUGCAUGUGUUAACACGUGAUACUCAAAGUGAACAAGCAAAAACUAUUUCGAAAACAUAUCCAAAUGUCGAACUGAUCGAAGGUAAUUAUGCUGAUGAACAAUGUGUACGAAAAUUGUUCACAUCCGUCUAUGGCGUGUUUUGUAAUACCGAUAUUUGGAGUUGUGGUGGCUAUCAAAAUGAGAUCGAUCUAGGAAAGAUGAUAUUCAACAUUGCUAAAGAAAUGAAUGUACAACAUUUCAUCUACAGUUCACUUGAUCAUACACAAAAAUUGUUGGUUAAUCAUGGUGGAUAUCGAUGCUAUCAUUAUGAUGCCAAAGCAAUUGUAGCUGAAUACAUUGAAUCUCAUGAUCCAAAACAACAAAUACCAUGGACAAUAAUUACCACAGCUCCAUAUUUCGAAAAUUUUCAAUCAGUUUUUCUUCCAAAAAUAGAUCCUACUGAUCCUGAUCAACUGAUAUUUAUCUUUCCUAUGGCCGACAAACCUAUCGUCCUGGUGGCUCUUGACGAUAUUGCUUGGUUCGUUAAAUACAGUUUCGAAAAUCCGGACAAAUCUAUUGGAAAAAAUUAUCACAUUGCUGGUGAUAAUAUUACAAUGGAUGAACUUGUUCGAACUUUCAGUGAAGAAUUUGAUUCAUCAUUAAUGAAACAUGUUCAUCAUAAUGUAACUUGUUUACUUGAUUUACCAGAUGAAAUUGUUCUUCUAAUAUGUCGUUAUUUGACACCAGUUUGUGUUCUUUAUUCAUUUUAUACUUCUGAAAGAGCUGAAUAUCGUCUUCAUCGUAUUAUUUCUAAUUAUUAUACAAAAAUAAAAAUUGAUAGAAUAACAAAUAAUAGAUUUAUGUAUUUAGCAAAUUUAUUUAGUUAUUCAAAAAUUCCUCUUCGACCUCAAUCAUUGAUAUUAAGUAAUGAACAUGUAACUUAUUUAAUACAACGUUAUUUUAAUGAUAUGAAUACAAAUACAAUCAAUUCAAUUUUUACCAAUCUGAGAUCUCUAACAUUAAUUAAUUGUUUUUCAAUUGAUCUUGAUAUUCUUGCCAAAUUUUAUUUCAAUAUGACACAAAUUGAAUAUCUUCAUAUUACUUUUCGUAGAAUUGGUGAUGAUAUGAGUAAGUAG